AUGAAUAAGAGAUGCAAUGGACUUGUGUUUACAAUGGAGAAAGGCGCUCCUCCACGUAAGAAAAAGGAAUCUGCCACGCCCAGCGCCCCAGCACUAAAAGGGGUGAGCAAGGCCAAAUCCAAACAAAUUGGAUUUACGUUUACCUUUAAGGACGAUGAGCCUGCGCCCACAAAGAAGAGCGCCGUGCUCCCUGCAGAAAAAAGCGCGCAAAAGCCAAGCAAGCAAGCAAAGGCUGCGCCAAAAGUUGCCCCAGGCCAGAAGAAAUUUAUAUUUUCAUUUGAGGUGGACAAAAGCGCAAAAGACAGUGUACAUAAAGCAGGAGCAGAAAGCGCGCCUGCUGUGAAAAAGCUUGCAAGCACAAGAGGAAGAAAACCCGCUGCUAAAGUCGGCCCAAUGAAGGAAGCUGUGUCCAUGGCUGAAAAGCACUCUUCUAGCAAAGAGACAGGCCCUUCUGGGAAAGCCCCUCCUGCAGUGUCUUCUGCGCGCGCAGCAGGCAAACGAGCAGGUAAACCUGUCGCAGCUACAAGCGAGGAAAAACCUGCACCAAGCACUACCAUAGCUGAGAAAGUUUCCUCUGCAGAUGAAAUAGGCGAGUGCUGGCAGGAUUUAGAUGCCAUGCCUGAUUUAGAUAAAGAUAUGGCCCUUUCUAUUGGAGAUGGCACACCAAGUGUGCAAGAGGACAUAAGCAAGGCAGCUUCUACUUCGAGCCCAGCAGAACAGCCUCUGACAAGUGAGAAAAACGAAAUGAGCAUAGCACCAUCUGUGAUUAGAUCUAUACCUAGCACUCCUAUGAAAGCACAGACUCCAACUCCAAGCCGAACGCCAAGAAACAGCAUGCACUUCCCAUCUGUUGCCCAUCUAAACACCGCGCCCCUACAAAGUAAAGCAGCCACCCCCAUACUGAACCGGAAAAGAAUGACAAUAGGCCCAGAGGACGUUGUCUCGCCAGUUAAGAUACGCAGGCUGUCUCUCGAUGCGUUUGAUGCAAGGAAGUGUUCUAUAUUCCAAACACGUAGAGAGAGCCUGUUUGGGUACGACCAGAUAUAUGGAGGCAGUGUUUCUCCAGAAGACUUCUAUAGGCACUCAAACAUCUCGCAGCCUGCAAAGACAAGAACGAAGCAGAUUCUUCUCUGGAUUGCAAAGUACAUUUCUAACGGGCAUCUGAAAAUAGACGGGCUUACUGAGGAAAGCACACAGAAGAUAUGCACAAUGUACAUGCGGCAAAUAAAUGAGCUUGUUCUUCCUGAGCAGCCAAAGACCAAGGAAGAUUCGCACAUAGUGGAUAAUGCAAAGAGUGUAAUAGUCGCGCUCCAAGACGACACAGCCAAGUACAGAAGCGAAAUAGAGAAGUGGAAAGAGGUGUACAGCACUCUCCUUCAUUCUUAUACACUGAAGGUGCCUCUUUUUGCGCCAGAGGAAAAUAUGCGAAGGCUGUCCAUACACAGACAGAGUAUGAAUGGGCUUGUGUCCUUUGAUGCAACUGUAAUAGGAUGCACCCCUGUUGACACAAUGCGUGCUCUUUCCAGGCGGCUGGAGGAGCUGCACAGUUCUCUGAACUCCUCAAGGUAUUUCCUUUUUCUUUCUCUCGAGUACACGAAAAAGGUAUGCGGCUCUCUGCUUGAGGCCUCCCACCCACUCGACAAGUCUAAAGCGAACGCGCUCUUGCAUGUUCUUUGCAAAAUAUCCCGUAAGGUGCAAGUAUAA
Messenger RNA from Nematocida ausubeli, 1704 nucleotides. RefSeq lists its product as uncharacterized. Lineage: Eukaryota; Fungi; Microsporidia. The record is from RefSeq and is a predicted model, not a curated record. Bases 1 to 1704 code for a protein of 567 amino acids. The transcript has a single exon.